UAUGGAAAUUGAAAUCGAUCAAACUAUAACUAUCAAUUUACCAUGCCACAAAAUAUCAAAAUCAAAUUUUAAAAUAUUGAAUCAUAUCAAAUUAAUUUCUUACGAUAAUUGAUAACGGUGUAAUAUCUUUAAAAAACAAAAAACAAAAUUAUUGAACCGAAAUUUACGAUAUCUUAUCAUGUCCACAUCCCUAGGUAAUAGUAAAGUGCAAAAAUUUUCAGAGAGCUCAUCAAAUUCCCUCCUCCCAAAAAAAAAACACCCAAAAAAUCUUCAAAUUUCUCAAUAAAACCGCCUAAAAACUCCUCCAAACAGGGAAUACUAGCAGUUAUGGACAAUUCUAACACAUCAAAAGGCUUGCGAAAACCCUAAGUUGCAGCAGCAGCAGCAGAAGAAGAAGAAGUAAUGGAAAAGUUGAGAGAAACAAUCCUGAAAAUGUCCAACAAAGAACCCAAUGUGCCAUUGUCAAAGACCCAAAACUCCAUUCUUCAACAGCAUCUUAACCGUUUUCUAUCUGGUCUUCAUACUACCCCUGUUCAUCCUCCUUAUACUUGUAUGAUUGAAAAGGCCUUGCAGGAAUUGGAUGAAGAAGGUGGUUCCAAUGAAGACUCAAUAUCUGAGUUUAUCAAGAAAGAAUAUGACAGUUUACCAAGAGCUCAUACGACCCUGCUCAAACAUCAUCUAAAGAAGAUAUCUGAAAAGGGAGAAAUCCUUAUGAUUGAUGGAGGACGGUUUUUGCUUCCUGGUGACAGCAAAAACUUGAAUUCAAAGAGAAAAAUGAAUAGGAAGAGAAGGAGGAAUUCAUCAAUUAAACAAAAGAAGCCGCAGCAAAAGAAAAAGAAAGAGGAGGAUCCUCGACAUGAGGUGCAUUUUGAGCAAUGUCAUAGGAGGCCUGCUAAGUAUAAGGAGGACGGGGCUAAAAUAGAUGAUAAUACAAUUUCAGCAGCGGCAACAAACAAGGAGGUGUUAUGUUUGGAUGCUCCUCAGGAUGAGGUACGUGUGAAGGAACCAAAAGAUAAGCGUCGUGGAAGGGCUCUCAAGGGCAAGGAGGACGGGAUGAUCCAGAUUCUACACUUUUGAAGGACUUGAGAUUAUCCAAGAAGCUAACGAAGAAACAAAAUGAUCAAGGACUAAGAAGGCGUAGGAAGGCACAGUAAAGUAAGCAUUGCAGUUCCUUGAGAUAUCUCCCAGAAGUUCAAAUGUUAGUGGAUGCAUUUUAGUUGCUUGUAUUUCUCUUUAUUCAAUUUAGUAAUUCGAACUAAGAGUUUCACUUAUUUGAAAGAAGCUAUAACAUUAGUUACUAAUCACCUGUAGUUCUCUUUUCUUUAAGUUUUGCUCUAUACAAUAGAAUUUGUAAACUCUCUACAGGCUUAGCUUGUUUAGUGCUGUGAAUAUUUAUAAAA
This is a messenger RNA of Solanum dulcamara, 1400 nucleotides long. RefSeq lists its product as uncharacterized. Gene Ontology annotation, cellular component: nucleosome; nucleolus; nucleus. The record is from RefSeq and is a predicted model, not a curated record. The coding region runs from base 403 to 1077 and encodes 224 amino acids. Lineage: Eukaryota; Viridiplantae; Streptophyta; Magnoliopsida; Solanales; Solanaceae. Gene Ontology annotation, biological process: negative regulation of DNA recombination; chromosome condensation; nucleosome assembly. Gene Ontology annotation, molecular function: double-stranded DNA binding; nucleosomal DNA binding. The transcript is spliced from 2 exons.